Suillus subaureus is the source of this 924-nucleotide messenger RNA. RefSeq lists its product as uncharacterized. The record is from RefSeq and is a predicted model, not a curated record. Bases 1 to 924 code for a protein of 307 amino acids. The transcript is spliced from 7 exons. Lineage: Eukaryota; Fungi; Basidiomycota; Agaricomycetes; Boletales; Suillaceae.
AUGCACUCCACAUUCUUGCGCAUGCACUCAUUGCACUUCACCAGAUCCAAAGUAUCUGCAUUUGAGUUUUACCACUGCAUUGCAUGUUGGAGUGACAACACAGGUUGUGGGCAUGAUCCAGCUGGAGUUGAUGCUACUCAAGAAGGAGAACUUGUUGUUCUGUGCCCUGCUUGCCCUCACCCUGGCAAGAAUAUGGCUGAGACAUUAGAGGAUGUCUCACCAGGAAACCAAUGGAUCUACUCACUAUUUCUAGCUAUUGAUGCCAACUUUCACCUGAAAUGCCAUCUGGUAUCCAGUAAUGACAGGGACCCUGGAUUGAGCCAAGGAUGGGGUUACUUUGUUGAAGAAAGGAACUACAAGGCAUACCUUCAAGAGAAUGCAACUCUGACACAAGAGAAAAGUACCUGUGUUAGUCAUAAUGCCAUCAGUAUGGCUGAUACAAAAGCUUCCAAGGGACUUGUGGCAACAGGUAUUGGCACUGUGGUUUGUGCAAGGCAUGACAUGCAGUUAGCAAAUGGUGUCAGGGAUCUACAGAAAGGUGAAAAAUACUUGAAUAUGGACUAUAUUGUCUUCUCCACGCUUUCAUGCUUUUCAUCAAUCCCAUCCAUCAAUUUCUCCUGCAACAUUGCAUUGUUGACUACUCUUCCCUUACAGCCUCAUCCCAGUAGCAUCCAACAAUACAGGUUUUUUGUUCCGAAAUUCCAUCUUGCAGCACAUAUUGCAGCCAGUCAAGCAGUUUUUUUGUUCAAUUGGUCUCCUCAUGUUGGAAGAACUGACAGGGAAGCACCAGAGCGUGGUUGGGCUGACAUUAAUCAUGUUGCUGCAAGCAUGAAGGAAAUGGCACCUGGCAUGUGUCAAGAUGUCUUAGAUGACCAUUUUGGGGAUUGGAACUGGAAAAAAGUAACAGGGCUUGGUAAGUCUUGA